Messenger RNA from Syngnathoides biaculeatus (alligator pipefish), 1961 nucleotides. RefSeq names its product putative claudin-24. NCBI's taxonomy places the organism in Eukaryota, Metazoa, Chordata, Actinopteri, Syngnathiformes, Syngnathidae. Gene Ontology annotation, molecular function: structural molecule activity. Gene Ontology annotation, cellular component: bicellular tight junction; plasma membrane. The coding region runs from base 542 to 1189 and encodes 215 amino acids. The transcript has a single exon. Gene Ontology annotation, biological process: cell adhesion; bicellular tight junction assembly. The record is from RefSeq and is a predicted model, not a curated record.
GGGGGGCGGAGCUUAAGAUCAGCAGUCGGAAAAGUCCAUUUGGAAAACACGCGAGAGGUCUUGACGACGGCUUCACAGCUGAACUGGAGGAGGGGCUCAAACUCGUUUUUGUCACAGUUUCCGGUUUCCUUCAGGGGGCCGUUGUGAUUGUGAAAGCUUCAAAUUGUGUUUGCGCGUGAAAUGUACAACCCAGUCGAAUGAGAAAUGACGGACGGCCAAAGGGUUUUUCGACUGUUGUUCCCGCUUGGUCUACAAAGCGCAACGUUAUGGCAAAUCAAAACACGAGCACGGAUUUGAAGAAGAGUGACGGAAGUGGAGAUGAAAUGAUGUGGCCCCCGGGCCUCGGGUUUGACACCGGCGCUCCGACCCCCCCCCCUCAAACGGAAACGAUUCUUUUCCGAAUCCUUUUUGGGAGCGGCUCUGCCCCCGCCGCCCAUUGGCACAGGGAGCAGGAGGGCCGCCCCCCUCCCCCGGCACUCGAGGAUGACGAGCUCCCCUCCCGGCGGCGGGCGGCACUCGGCGCCUCUCAGCGAGCGAGCCGAUGGACGAGUGCGCCCGCGCCCUGGAGCUGUUGGGCAUGCUGCUGUACGCCGGCGCCUGGCUGUGCGUCCUGGGGGCGGCCGUGUCCCCGCGCUGGCUCAGCAUGUCCACGUCGCUGCUGCCCGUGGAGAGCUACGAGCUGGGCCUGUGGGAGACGUGCGUGGUCCAGGAGACGGGCGGGAUGGAGUGCCGGGCCUACGAUGGCCUCCUGGGCCUCUCCCCGGACCUCAAGCUGGGUCGCGUGCUCACCUGCGCCUCCCUGGCCUUGGGCGCCCUGGGCUUCCUGGUGGCCAUCCCGGGGCUGUCGCUGGUCAACGGCUGCGAGGAGGACGGCGCCAAGAGGACGUUGGGCACGGCGGGCGGGGUGCUGGGGAUGCUCUCCGGGGUUCUCUGUUUGAUCCCCGUCUCCUACGUGGCCCACCUGACGGUGGUGCGCUUCUUCGACGACACGCUGCCCGACGUGGUGCCGCGCUGGGAGUUCGGCGACUCCCUCUUCUGCGGGUGGGCGGGGGGCUUCCUCCUGGUGGUGGCGGGCCUCCUCCUGGUGCUCGGGUCGCGCUCGGCCGCCCGGGCGUCGCCCCUCCCGGCCGGCCCGCAGAGGAGGUACCAGGUGAUGAACACGGUGCUGGCCCGGGCCGAGUACGUAUGAACCAGGACCGCCGGGGGGGGGGACGUCAGAACCAAGCAAACGGGCGCUCGUUUUCGCUUUAGAAACGUACGCAGAUGUGCAAAAUUGAUUAAAAAAAACAACAAAAAAAAGGCUGCUGUCGAAAAUUCAUAUUUGCUAUAAAAUGCUUGCUCCUGUAUCAUUGAGAUGUUUUGAGCUAAAAAAAUAUAUAUAUAUAUUGCGACGUAGUUUAUGUGCUAUAUGAUCAUAAAAAAAUCAUGUGCAUUUUUUAAAUGAGAAUUAUUCUUUAUGUAGUGUAAUUAGAGGAACCUUUUUGUUUGUUUUGGCAGAAAACACCCAAACUAAAUUUUGAUUUGUUAAAAAAAAAAUGUGUAUCGUCGUGUAAUUUGUUUGAUGUUUUGAAUGAUGGAAAAUAAUCCGGCCGAUGGUCUUUGGUUCUGGAUCAGUUCUGGUGUCAUAUAGAAUCAUAUCGCACAGAUGUCAUACGUGGUAUAUUCAUAUUUUGUAGUCCUGGGUCGGUGGAACGGUUUCAAGGCGUCACUCGAGCUGAAAUGUUUUGAUCGUAAAGCGACCAAUAAAACUGGAUGUUGUACUCGUUUGUUUACUUGUUUGUUAUAUGCAGAAUGAUAAUAAAUAAUCAUAUCAUAGAGAUGAUGUGUGUCAGUCAUUUAAGCGUUUAGUCCUGUAUCGAUGGGAUGUUUUCUUGGGGGCGCUCAUGCCAAAACUGUAUGUUGUACUAUGUUAAUGUGCACAAUUAUCAUAAAAAAAAAACCCCGAUGACCGUUGAUAAGUA